Molecule: messenger RNA, 2155 nt
Organism: Perca flavescens (yellow perch)
Lineage: Eukaryota; Metazoa; Chordata; Actinopteri; Perciformes; Percidae
Product: leucine-rich repeat-containing protein 4
Exons: 2
Coding region: 1-2055 (684 amino acids)
Biological process (GO): synaptic membrane adhesion; excitatory synapse assembly; modulation of chemical synaptic transmission
Cellular component (GO): plasma membrane; postsynaptic density membrane; glutamatergic synapse
Molecular function (GO): protein binding
Source: RefSeq, a predicted model, not a curated record
AUGUGCCACAUCAUGAGUCUCCUGGGGCGGGUAGCUGUGCAUCGUGCCAGGAAAGCCGCCCUGCUCUGUGUAGUCUUCCUGAUGGCGCGAGCGUGGAGCAGCGCCUCCCUGGCCUUGGCGGGGGCGGCAGUGUCUCAGGGACCCCAGGGCUGUCCACCGCAGUGUUCCUGCAGUAAUCAGCAGGGGAAGGUGGUGUGCACCCGACGUGGCCUCACCCGUGUGCCCCCCGGCAUUCCAACAAACACGCGACACCUCAAUCUAAUGGAAAACGCCAUCGAGGCGGUGCAGGCUGACUCCUUCCGCCACCUGCACCACCUUGAGGUGCUCCAGCUUGGGCGAAAUGCCAUACGGCAGAUUGAGGUGGGCGCGUUUAAUGGACUUACCAGCCUCAACACACUGGAGCUGUUUGACAACCGGUUGACGGUGGUGCCCAGUGGGGCCUUUGAGUACCUGUCUAAACUACGAGAACUGUGGCUGAGGAACAACCCCAUUGAAAGUAUACCCUCCUACGCCUUCAACCGGGUGCCCUCUCUCAUGCGAUUGGACCUGGGAGAAUUACGGAAACUGGAGUACAUCUCAGAGGGAGCUUUUGAGGGCCUACAAAACCUCAAGUACCUCAACCUGGGCAUGUGCAACAUAAGGGGCGAAAUGCCAAACCUGAGUCCCCUCAAGGGCCUGGAAGAGCUGGAGAUCUCUGAAAAUCACUUCCCAGAGAUAAAGCCAGGCUCCUUCAAAGGCCUGCGCUCACUGAAAAAGCUCUGGGUGAUGAACUCACAAAUCUCAGUGAUAGAGCGCAAUGGUUUUGACGACCUAUCUUCAUUGGUGGAGCUUAAUCUUGCCCAUAAUAAUCUGAGCGGUGUGCCACAUGAUCUAUUUUCCCCGCUCAGGUACCUGGUGGAGCUCCAUCUCCACCAUAACCCUUGGAACUGUGGCUGUGAGGCUGUAUGGUUAGCACGCUGGCUAAGGGAGUACAUCCCUACUAACUCAACUUGCUGUGGACGCUGUCACUCACCUGCCAGCAUGAGAGGUCGACAGCUGGUUGAGGUGGACCGAGGUGAGGGCGCUGCAGUCCAGUGUUCUGCACCAUUCAUUGCUGAUGCACCAAGGGACUUAAACAUCUCAGCAGGGCGAGUGGCUGAGCUUCGUUGCCGCACAGCCCCAAUGUCUUCAGUACGCUGGCUCCUACCCAAUGGGACUAUCCUGACACAUGCCUCUGGUCACCCGAGAAUAUCAGUCCUCAAUGACGGUACCCUUAAUUUCUCAAAUGUCCUGGCAGUAGACACAGGCACUUAUACCUGCAUGGUGUCCAAUGCAGCUGGGAACUCCAAUGCCUCAGCCUACCUUAAUGUGAGUGCAGCUGAGCUUAAUACAUCCAAUUUGAGUUACUUCACUACAGUGACUGUGGAGGUCUUGGGGCCAACCACUGAGAUGCCCAAACCUAAAACUACCACCACCACUGCUGCAGCAGGGGCUGGGGUAGCUGGAGGAGGGGUAGGCCUAGGGACAACAACUACAACUGCCUCUCCUUCCGUCUUUCAGCCAGUCUUCAUCUCCACACCAACUGUGCUGCUGCAAAGCACCGACAGCCCAUCAGGAGCAGCUAAGACAUCUGUGGUGCCAGUUGUCACUAGCAAGCCAGGCAAGUCUGGCCCUAGCCUGGAUGAAGUGAUGAAGACCACUAAGAUCAUAAUAGGUUGCUUUGUAGCAGUGACACUGCUGGCUGCUGUCAUGCUCAUCGCCUUCUACAAACUGAGAAAGCGCCACCAGCAAAGGAGCACAGUGGCAGCUGCCCGCACUGUGGAGAUUAUCCAGGUGGAUGAGGAGGACCUUCCUCCACCAGCGUCUGCAGCUCAAGAGACGGCUCUCUCAUUGCCUGAAAUCCGGGACCAUACCAAAUAUAACACCUACAAACCAACUGGCCAUGGGGCUAAAUGGACAGAAAACAAUGUUGGGAACUCUUUGCCUCGAACCAUGCCCAGCACCAUUACAGCAAUGGCUGAGCCCUUCGUCAUAAAAACUCACACCAAGGAGAAGGUGCAGGAGACUCAGAUUUAAAAAGUCCCCCCUCAAAAGGCUCCCACUCCUUUCCCUAGCUCCCAUCCACCACUGUCCCUUGCCCCCCCUUCGUCAUUUCCUCAUAAAAUCAUGCAAUAGA